Molecule: messenger RNA, 3189 nt
Organism: Yamadazyma jaroonii
Lineage: Eukaryota; Fungi; Ascomycota; Pichiomycetes; Serinales; Debaryomycetaceae
Source: the annotation of a GenBank genome assembly
AUGGAAUACUAUGAUUCAAGUCUAUUGCUGGUUUUGGCACCAUUGAUAGUCAUUCAAUGUAAUGAACAUCCUGAAGUAUUGAAAUACUUUGAAAGUUUUGAUAUAUCGGGGAAUUUCUGGCAUAAUUCAAUUCUAAGAAACAGAUUGAGUAAUUUAAAAUUCCUUAUACGACUGGUAAAAGAAAACCAAAUCAUUGAACAUCUUGAAAAGGAUCCUCCACAUCAUUCAAUAUUAUCACCAUUCAACAUAAAUUCAGAUACUUUCCCCAAUGGAAUUUUGACUUAUAAAUGGUUCAAGAAAUAUCAAGAAACUAAACCUUUUGUGGUAGUCAAUAUAAUGGAUUUACCUUCAGAUCCUUUAGAUGAUGAAGCUUUGACGUCAAAGAUCAAUGAUAUGAAGAAUAGUUAUUCUAGAUUUGGUAUCAAACUUGUAGUGAUUAUAAUAUCCGCCAAUAAGGAGGUCAGUGAUGAUGACGAUAGAUUGAAUAGAUUGAGACAAUUGACAGGAUUGACUAGAUCAACAGGUUUGGUUUAUAUCAAUCAGAAUAAGAAAGACGAAGAAAUGAUCAUCUCUAGUUUAUUAAACAAUCUCAAAACUUCAGCUGUGGAUUUUUAUAGUGACAUUGAGUUGAAGAUCAAGAAAAGGAGUAAGAAAUAUUAUACUGUCCCUUCAUCAUCUAAUAUUGAUACUACCAUUGAACUUACCCCCAAAUUUUUGGAGACCAGGAAUCUUAUAAAGCAAGGAAUUAUAAAUCAAUAUUUACAUCCUCAUUCAUUAGAAUCCAGUAUCAAAUCAUUUGAAAUAAGUUAUACCAAUCUUAUUGAAAUCCUUAAGGACAAUUACUUUGAGUUCGCUAAAGAUUCGAUCUCUGAUCAUGAUUUGAAGAUUUAUCAUCAAUUGAGGAUUUUAAUCGAUAUAGUGGCUUUCCAUAUCGUUAGAUGUUAUUUAUCUAUAGAUGAACCUAUCAUAGCUAUCAAAAAACAUCAAGCUCAUAUUAUUAAUGUGAAGAGUGCUAUUAAUAAUCGUAUUGAUUUGAACCAAUGGAUAUCCAUUCAAUACUGUUGGUUGAACGAGUUAUUGGAUCUUGUGCCUAAUGCUGGAACUAAACAUAAACAAGGUAUUAACUUUUAUGGGGGUGUUAAAUAUGAUAGUUUUGAAAUAUUCACUAACCCUAGUUUGAUCAUUCUCCAAGCUGUGAAUCAUUUGAAACCUGUGAAACCCCAUCAAUUGAACUAUUUGAGUGAUUUCACCACAGAAGAUCUUAAAAGUAAGAAAUUGGCUUUAUUGAAAAAAGCUUCAAAGUUUGAUAAUCAACACAGUUUAGCUACCUAUAUAAAUUUCCAAAUAGCUGAAGAAUUGUUCAAAGCCAAUGACAACGAUUGCUUGAAGUACUAUGAGAAGUCAGUAUCUGACAACGUCAAUAUCAACAACAUUAUCAAUUCCAGAUUGAUCAAGAUUAAUCAGAAUCUAGGAAAUCUUAAAGAGAGUUUGAUUUUGAUCCUUCAAAGUAAUUGUAAAGAUACUGAAGUUCCAAUGUUCGAACAACCAGUGGAUUUGAAUGUCUCGUUUUUCGAUAUUGAGACAUUGUUCAUAGAUAGAAACAACAUUGAAGGUAAAGUACUGGACGUCUCGGUGUAUGAUGAGUUGGUGGGUCAAAUAAAGUUCAAACCUAAGGUAACUCUUGAGGGAGAAUUGAAUAUCGAUAAAGUAACUGUACAUUUCAAUUCAAAUAUUGAAGAUAUGAUAUUCAACCAUGAUGGGUCUAAAGAAUGUCAGAAAGUAUCAUUUGGUGAUGGGAAUUUCUCUCUCAAAGACUUUGAAAUCUUGGAGUUUAGUAAGGUGAUUGAAAAGUCAGGGACUUAUCAGAUCGAGAGCAUUGAAGUAGAAUCUACACUCAAGAUCAAAACCACUAUCAUACACAAUAAAGAGAAAUUCUCCAAACAAAAAAUCAAACCAUACGAUUAUUAUAUGAAGAAAGUUGAGGGAAAAUUCAUUCCAGUGCCUGUAAAAUUACCUUCAGUGUUCAGUAAUUCUAUUAAGGUAUCACCUAUAAAACCCAACGUUGUCAUUUCUAUGAUAAACCCCGUGGAAUCCAUCGUUAUAGGAGAAAAAAUCGAUUUGAAGUUCAAAAUCGGAUUCAAAAACGAAAGACAUUUAAGUUAUCAUAAAGUUUCCCUCAACCCUAGGAUCAAGGUCAUAGAAGAUGAUUCAAUUAUUGAUAGUAAAAUCAAUUGGGAAGGUUUGAAAGAUGAUGAGUCUUUGGUUCUAGACAAUUUGAACACCGAUGAAUCAAUUGAAAAAUCUUUGAACUUAUCGAUAUUCUAUUCUUCCUUACAAUCAGUGACUGAUAAAUCCUAUCAAGUCAAGAUAGAUUUGAAGUUGUUAGUUGAAGAAGAUAAAGAUGACGAUUUGAUAGCAUAUGAAUCAGCCAGUUACAUAAUACCCAUCUUGAAACAACCAUUUUUAUGUAAAUUUGCUAUUAGUCCCAAAUAUAGACAUAAUGAAGAUAUGCCGAAUCCUUUCAUUUUACAUGGAAAACAAAGUAUGCCUAUAGUUACCAGAGUUUGGUCAGGGAAGUUGAAUAUCGUGGGAGAUAUGGAAAUAGUCAAGGUGGAUUAUUCAAUAAAACCACAAUCUUCAGAGAUUGUAGUAGAUAUCCUUCCUGAAAGUGAUGAAAGAAAUCAAAUUUUCACUACCAGAAGUAAAAACGGUAUCUCUCAGAGAAAUGUCACCAUGGUUAUCAAUGCCGACAUUCAAUGGGCUAGACCUCAAGGUACAAUCAAUCAUUAUCAGACACCUGAAUAUGAAAUUCUUUUACCUUUGACCGAUCCUAGAGUUUUACUUGACAUUGAACAACAUCAACAAAAUGUCAAAUUGAAAUAUAUCAUUGAAAACCCUACACCUCGUAUAUUUCAAUUCCAAACCAAAUUGGUGGAUGAAAAUGAAAGAUUUGUAUGGAAUUUCGAAGAGUCUCAAACUCCUUUAGUACUUAACAAAUUCCCAGUGUUACCUUUCAACAGAUUUAUCAUAGAAUAUCAAACUUCCUAUAAUAGUACUGAAGAAUUGAUUCAAUUGCCUCAAUUGAAAGUAUUUGACCUUCAAUACAAAGUAUCAUUACCUACACUUCCUGUAAGUAAUGAUAUCAUAAUCAAAGAAAACAUUCUCUAUAUUAAGAAACAAGUAGAGUAA